AUGACUGCCAAACAGCCCACACCACAGGAACCAUCAAGUCGUGUAUCUGGGAAGGAAUGGAAGUUGGCAAAGGCCCCUACUCGUCGUUCACAGAUGCCCAAGGCCUUGAAACAAGCAUAUACAGAGCGCAUGGCCAAAACUAAACAACAUGACAUUGUUAGAAAUCUUGCAAAAUCAUUGACUCAGGAGAAGAUUGAUGAGAAGCGACGCAAGAGAGAGAUUACUGAAGAAAGGAAGAAGAUUCAGGAAGAGAAGGAGAGAGUUGCCAAUCUUGCCGCCAAGAUGUCCGCCAACAAGCUCAAGAGACUCAAAAAGAAGGCUGGGAACCUCAAGGGACGCUAG
Molecule: messenger RNA, 342 nt
Organism: Lobosporangium transversale
Lineage: Eukaryota; Fungi; Mortierellomycota; Mortierellomycetes; Mortierellales; Mortierellaceae
Exons: 2
Coding region: 1-342 (113 amino acids)
Source: RefSeq, a predicted model, not a curated record